Molecule: messenger RNA, 524 nt
Organism: Bactrocera tryoni
Lineage: Eukaryota; Metazoa; Arthropoda; Insecta; Diptera; Tephritidae
Exons: 2
Coding region: 52-507 (151 amino acids)
Source: RefSeq, a predicted model, not a curated record
UAUUCAGUUUAAAUCGGUACGCUGCAAGUAGCAGUUUAAUUCAGAAGAAAAAUGCAGAAUUUCCAAACAAUUAGUGUGAUAGCAUUUGUGGCGUGCUUGCUACUUUUGCAACAACAAAGCUCACAAGCAUUGCUGCAUGACAUUCUCGAUAUAGUCGAUUUACAAAAUGUGGACUUGAGAAACUAUGAAUACUUUCGAAAUUUACCGUCGCAGAAUCCAAAAACAGCUGGAAAGGCAAAUCUCUUUCUAGAACACUUCCAGAAGAAGAAGGCCGUCUUGGAUUAUAUAGAGCACUUAUUUCUAGGAACAUCGCCAUUCACACAGAAGAGUGAGAUACCGUUUAAUCCACAUUUUGGGCGUGCAUGGCGCCCAUAUUUCGAACGUCGCUAUGGCAAACAUGGUGUGAAUUUAGUAGAUAUGUUAGGUCGUGGAUAUACAUUGCAACAACUGAGGCAGCAAGGUGCAAUCCCAAACGAUUUUGGCACAACAUAUUACCCCACGCGCUAAAUUAACACUAUAUAAUA